Messenger RNA from Rotaria sp. Silwood1, 588 nucleotides. The record is from the annotation of a GenBank genome assembly. NCBI's taxonomy places the organism in Eukaryota, Metazoa, Rotifera, Eurotatoria, Philodinida, Philodinidae.
AUGGACAAUAAUUUGAGACAAGCUUUGACAUUAAAUGAUGCAGAUGAAGGUACAUAUAUUACUUUAGUUUUGGAAAUUUCUCUUCCUCAAUCGUUUGUGACUGAUCAAAUCUUCACUUUAGUCGAGUUUAAUAGUCAAUUCAAUCUGUAUGUCUCAGAUAUAGGUAAACUCUAUUGUCAAUGUAACGACGAAAAACGCGAGAGUAAAUCGACUAUUCUACUAAAUGAAUACGUUCGUUUAUGUAUCACUAUUCGACAUCAUCCUGAUCUACAAGAAGUGUGCAGUGAACGAUGUGAUACUGGAAGACCAAUUGUUGAUUUAAAACGAACAUUUCCAUUAUUAAUCAAGGAAUUUAAUACAUUUGAACAAACAUUUGGUGAUAUUCAAUGGCGUGAUAAACUCAAUUCUGAGAGUUUCUAUUUACCGAAUAGAAUUGAAGAACGAGCGAAAGCGAUUCUUCAAUGGCUAAUCAAUCGAUCUGAACGAAAUAUUGUUGUUAUCUCGUAUAAUUUAAUGUUGAAAGCAAUAUUUCAAUUACAUAAUCAACUUAUUAAUAUGAAGAAUGGUGAAAUUAAAAUGAUGGUAUAA